This is a messenger RNA of Choloepus didactylus (southern two-toed sloth), 2882 nucleotides long. It is a transcript of the gene NTN1, whose product is annotated as netrin 1. The coding region runs from base 236 to 2050 and encodes 604 amino acids. NCBI's taxonomy places the organism in Eukaryota, Metazoa, Chordata, Mammalia, Pilosa, Megalonychidae. The record is from RefSeq and is a predicted model, not a curated record. Gene Ontology annotation, molecular function: protein binding. The transcript is spliced from 7 exons.
GCGUCGUCAGUCAGGCGAGAGAGGCGGCGGCGGCGGCGGGCAUGGAGCUGGCAAGCCCGCGCUGAGGCGGGACGCGCCUGCUAGCAGCCAGCGGAGGCUCAACGCCGGCCGGCGCGCGGGCUCCGCAGCCGCGGCCAGGCAAACUUUUCUCUCUCGUUUCCCUCUGCAGAGGCGCCUUCCCCGGCGGGCGGACCGACUCCUCGGCGCGGCGGGGCCGGGGCAAGCUGGCCGCAGCAUGAUGCGCGCAGUGUGGGAGGCGCUGGCGGCUCUGGCGGCCGUGGCGUGCCUGGUGGGCGCGGUGCGCGGCGGGCCCGGGCUCAGCAUGUUCGCGGGCCAGGCGGCGCAGCCCGACCCCUGCUCGGACGAGAACGGCCACCCGCGCCGCUGCAUCCCCGACUUCGUCAACGCGGCCUUCGGCAAGGACGUGCGCGUGUCCAGCACCUGCGGCCGGCCCCCGGCGCGCUAUUGCGUGGUGAGCGAGCGCGGCGAGGAGCGGCUGCGCUCCUGCCACCUCUGCAACGCGUCGGACCCCAAGAAGGCGCACCCGCCUGCCUUCCUCACCGACCUCAACAACCCGCACAACCUGACGUGCUGGCAGUCCGAGAACUACCUGCAGUUCCCGCACAACGUCACGCUCACGCUGUCGCUCGGCAAGAAGUUCGAGGUGACCUACGUGAGCCUGCAGUUCUGCUCGCCGCGGCCCGAGUCCAUGGCCAUCUACAAGUCCAUGGACUACGGGCGCACGUGGGUGCCCUUCCAGUUCUACUCCACGCAGUGCCGCAAGAUGUACAACCGGCCGCACCGCGCGCCCAUCACCAAGCAGAACGAGCAGGAGGCCGUGUGCACCGACUCGCACACCGACAUGCGCCCGCUCUCGGGCGGCCUCAUCGCCUUCAGCACGCUGGACGGGCGGCCCUCGGCGCACGACUUCGACAACUCGCCGGUGCUGCAGGACUGGGUCACGGCCACCGACAUCCGCGUGGCCUUCAGCCGCCUACACACGUUCGGCGACGAGAACGAGGACGACUCGGAGCUGGCGCGCGACUCGUACUUCUACGCCGUGUCCGACCUGCAGGUGGGCGGCCGCUGCAAGUGCAACGGCCACGCGGCCCGCUGCGUGCGCGAUCGCGACGACAGCCUGGUGUGCGACUGCAGGCACAACACAGCCGGCCCCGAGUGCGACCGCUGCAAGCCCUUCCACUACGACCGGCCCUGGCAGCGCGCCACGGCCCGCGAGGCCAACGAAUGCGUGGCCUGUAACUGCAACCUGCACGCCCGGCGCUGCCGCUUCAACAUGGAGCUCUACAAGCUGUCGGGGCGCAAGAGCGGCGGCGUCUGCCUCAACUGCCGCCACAACACGGCCGGCCGCCACUGCCACUACUGCAAGGAGGGCUACUACCGCGACAUGGGCAAGGCCAUCACCCACCGGAAGGCUUGCAAAGCUUGCGACUGCCACCCCGUGGGUGCCGCCGGCAAGACCUGCAACCAGACCACAGGCCAGUGUCCCUGCAAGGAUGGCGUGACGGGCAUCACCUGCAAUCGCUGUGCCAAAGGCUACCAGCAGAGCCGCUCCCCCAUCGCCCCCUGCAUAAAAAUCCCUGUGGCACCACCAACCACAGCAGCCAGCAGUGUGGAGGAGCCGGAAGACUGCGAUUCCUACUGCAAGGCCUCCAAAGGGAAGCUGAAGAUCAACAUGAAGAAGUACUGCAAGAAGGACUAUGCCGUGCAGAUCCACAUCCUGAAGGCGGACAAGGCGGGGGACUGGUGGAAGUUCACGGUGAACAUCAUCUCCGUGUACAAGCAGGGCGCGAGCCGCAUCCGGCGCGGUGACCAGAGCCUGUGGAUCCGCUCGCGGGACAUCGCCUGCAAGUGCCCCAAAAUCAAGCCGCUCAAGAAGUACCUGCUGCUGGGCCACGCGGAGGACUCUCCGGACCAGAGCGGCAUCGUGGCGGACAAGAGCAGCCUGGUCAUCCAGUGGCGGGACACGUGGGCGCGGCGGCUGCGCAAGUUCCAGCAGCGCGAGAAGAAGGGCAAGUGCAAGAAGGCCUAGCGCGGCGGCGGCGGGACCCCGCGGGGACCGGGGCGCGCGCGGCCUGCCCGGGGCGGGGCCAGGCGGGGCGGGGCCGCGGGCGCCCGGGGGCGGGGCUCUUGGCGUCCCCGCCCCCGUGCGGGCCGGGCCCUGGCGGGAUGAGGACGACACUUUAGCUACCUCACGGGGCGCCCCCCGGAGCAGGGACGCCCUUCCCCGGGGCCGAGGCGGGGAGGGGGGGGUCGCCGUGGAGGAGCCGGGGCAGCCUGACCUGGGGCCCGAGGGCGGGAUCCAGAAGCCCCCCGGGCCAGGGGGCGGGAGGAGAACUGUGAGCUCCCAGGCCCCCAGCCCCGAGCAGCCCCCUUUUCCCCCUGGCCCCGAAUGAGGGGUCCCACGGAGGUCCUGGCAGGCGCUGCGCGGAGGGGACGCAGCCCGUCCAACCAGCACCCCCUGCCCCACGUGGCUCCUGGUCUCCGUUGCUACCUGCGUGUGGAGUUGGCUCUCCCGGGGGGGCCUAGGGGUGGGGAUGGGGGGUUCACCAACUGCUGAGAUGAGGGAGAGAAGGCUCUGCUGUCCUGUCCCUCCCCCCGCCCAGCUGGGGGCUGGGCACUGGGCCCCAGGACACCCCAAGAAGCCCAAGCCGGGUGGUCACUGCCUGUUAGAGGAGGCGUUGCGAAGGCAAAACCUCCCAGAGAGUUUCCUUUUUGGAAACUUGGAACCAGCCCCUCUUAUGAUGUUUUCUAGGGGAGAGGAGGGGGCAGGGGCAUGGGCUGGGUGUGCAGCAGUGAUGCUAUUUGUGUAAUGACAUCAGCUCCCACAAGGCCCCUCAGCAAUGUCAACAGCUGGGAAGGGC